Molecule: messenger RNA, 3399 nt
Organism: Pristis pectinata (smalltooth sawfish)
Lineage: Eukaryota; Metazoa; Chordata; Chondrichthyes; Rhinopristiformes; Pristidae
Product: synaptotagmin-B
Exons: 11
Coding region: 220-1494 (424 amino acids)
Biological process (GO): calcium ion-regulated exocytosis of neurotransmitter; synaptic vesicle endocytosis; regulation of dopamine secretion
Cellular component (GO): dense core granule; axon; synaptic vesicle membrane
Molecular function (GO): syntaxin binding; calcium-dependent phospholipid binding; phosphatidylserine binding
Source: RefSeq, a predicted model, not a curated record
UUAAAAAGUAAAGUUGUCUUAAGUCUUUAGGAGCCAGGUUUCUUUUCCCUACUCUGUCUGCGAGAGUGUCCUGAAGAUCGUUCUGAUGAGAACUUCUCCGUAAAGAGCACAGGCUAAGGGCAUUACAAGUGCAGACAUCUACCUUCAAUCUGAUGGUCCAAAGAUACAGCUGAACCAGUGAAAAGAAACAGCUGUGGCCAGUAGUGCUCCGGUCUCAAGAUGAAGUCCAGACCAAGUCACCCAGAGGCUUUGGUGGCACCCAUUGCCACAACCACCGUGAUGCCUAUCGACACUGGAGAUAACUCAACAGAGGCUGGAGGUCCUGGGGAGGGGAAAGAUGACAUGUUUGAGAAGCUGAAAGAAAAAUUUAUGAAUGAACUGCAGAAAAUUCCAUUGCCACCCUGGGCGUUGAUAGCCAUUGCCAUUGUCAGUGGCCUGCUUCUUCUGACCUGCUGCCUCUGCAUCUGCAAGAAAUGCUGCUGCAAAAAGAAGAAAAAUAAGAAGGAGAAGGGAAAGGGGAAAAAGAAUGACAUCAACAUGAAAGACGUGAAAAACUCAGGUGGAAAUCAGGCUAAACAGGAUGAUGAUGAUGCAGAAACUGGUUUAACUGAAGGUGAAGAUAAGGAAGAGGAACCAAAGGAGGAAGAAAAACUAGGCAAACUGCAGUUUUCAUUGGAUUAUGACUUCCAGAGUAAUCAGCUAACAGUGGGAAUUAUUCAGGCAGCUGAACUCCCUGCACUGGACAUAGGUGGAACAUCUGACCCUUAUGUUAAAGUCUUCCUGCUCCCAGACAAGAAGAAGAAAUAUGAGACAAAGGUUCAGAAAAAGACUCUAAACCCUACCUUCAAUGAAUCUUUCAUAUUCAAGGUUCCUUAUCAAGAGUUGGGAGGAAAGACAUUGGUGAUGGCAGUUUAUGACUUUGAUCGAUUCUCCAAACAUGACUGCAUUGGUCAAGUGACAGUCCUAAUGACCAAAGUUGACCUUGGACAACAGCUUGAAGAAUGGCGUGAUCUAGAGAGUGCUGAGAAAGAAGAGCCAGAGAAACUGGGAGACAUUUGUACUUCAUUGCGCUACGUUCCAACAGCAGGGAAACUCACAGUCUGCAUUCUGGAGGCAAAGAAUCUAAAGAAAAUGGACGUGGGUGGACUCUCAGAUCCCUAUGUAAAGAUACAUCUGCUGCAGAAUGGAAAACGACUCAAGAAAAAGAAAACCACGGUCAAGAAAAACACACUGAAUCCUUACUACAAUGAGUCGUUCAGCUUUGAAAUUCCAUUUGAACAGAUACAGAAAGUACAGGUUUGUGUCACAGUCUUGGACUAUGACAAGAUUGGAAAGAACGACGCCAUCGGCAAGAUAUUUGUCGGCAGUAAUGCCACGGGCACAGAGCUUCGACACUGGUCAGACAUGCUGGCGAAUCCCAGGCGGCCUAUUGCACAGUGGCACUCGCUAAAACCGGAGGAGGAGGUCGACGCAGCCCUUGGCCUCAAAAAGUGAAACCAUUCCCACCUUUCCACAAACUUGUCAUUGAUCAGAUGCUAUCAAUACCUCAGUUAUGCACCAUUCUCCAUUAACCCUUUGGAGGUUACUUGAGCAUCUUUGCACCAUGACAAAUAUAUGCAAGUUUUAUGUGUUUUGUAUUUUUUUCAUUUUUAAGAUUACCGUUACAAAAAGCGUUACAAAUUUGUGUUUUGUACAUUAUGACAUCAACAGUCAAAUCAUAUAAUUUUACACAAUUCUUUAGUCAAUCAUACAUGAAAUAUCUGUUUUGAAAGGUGCAAAUCCAGUACUCAAAGGGUUAACACAUCUUGGAACACAUUAACCACCAUAAUUCAGAAUAAAUAAAUAAGCCAUCUGAGCCUCCAAGUUGUAUUCCAAAUUUCUCCAAAUGCUCCCUUCUACUUUCUGCAGUUUUAGCUCUACUAUAAAACACUUGUUGAUAAUGCAUGAUGAUAAUCUAUUGUAAAUAACAGCAUGUUCAAUGCAAUAUUUGUGUAGGUGUAAGUUGUCCAUGGUUUACAAUCACAUGCAUCUGCUGUAUAUUUUUUAUGAUGAUGCUUGUAUUUUACAUGAUGUUAAUAGACUAGAACAGCUAAAGUGAAACCCAGUCACUUGAUUCACAUCUGAAGACUGGUAGAGCACUGACAUCACAUCAUGGUAUAAAGUGAAGCCCUUAGUGACCAACCAAAGCUUCCUUUCCAAACUUUUUAGACAUUACUAUCUGUACAAUAGGGGACAUUGCAGAGACCUUUGUAAAGUCACAUCUGCCUGAAAGUUUUCAUUUAAAAAUUGGAGAAUGCAGGUUUGGAAAGAAAUCUCUUAGGAUAUAAACCCCUUUAUACCAAGGUGAAAGGGAGAAAGAUAUUCUAAGUGUUGCAUUUGGGUCUCCAAUGCCCUUUCGGCAAUGAAUGAGUAAAACCUGAACAAAAAUGACAAAAAAUAGUGGAUGUUCUUGGGGAGCUUUUAAAGACUGGUCAGUUCAUAUCCCUCAUUGGCAUCUGCAUUGUGCUAAGGGAAAUUCAAAUUAGCUUAACCUGCAAGGUGGAUAUAAUUCUCAGACUAGGUCUUGUUCCCUAAAAAGCAUCUAUAACUCAGGCCACAUCUGUUCCAUUCAGAUAUAAUUCCAGCCAUCCAUAUAAGGAGCACAUUAAUCAUGACUUUACUGUAAUUAUAUGCAGUAGAAUGAUAUUUGUUCAAAACCUAAACAGAAGUUGCCUACCUGGAAAAGCUUGUUUUAAUUCCAUGGUAUCCACAGAGCUAAUGUGAAAAUCAUGCCCAUUACAAUAGGAGUCUCAUGCAUCUAAAAUCAAAAAUAAGUAGAUUGAGUGCUUAUGGAUUCAAGUCUGAUUUAAAUGGGUUUCAUGGGGCAUCAUGGAAUUUGGAAGGAGGAUAUUCUACAUCAUACAUUAAUUAGAGAUGCAAAACUGGUAUGAAAUAUGGUUUAAGGGAAAAGAUUUGCAUAAUUCACACAGCAAAUUCUCAAUCUGUUUAUUAUUCACAUCGUUUAGUUUGAGUUGAAAAGGAUAUAGUAGCCAGUUAGCAGCAAGUCACAGAAUCUCCUUCCCACCUACCCAAUGUCUCCCUGAUAACGUGAUGUUGCACUUUGCCAGUCUGCUGCUGCUGAUCAUUGUGUGUACACUGUUAGGAUAGGAACAAUUGCUGAAAGCAAUGUAAUGUUAACAUUAACACGCAAAGAAUAAAAUGCACUGAUGUCUUUAAGAUUUCAAAACGACUGAAGAAGUUACCAUGCAUUGCAAUUUUGAUAGUCAAAAUUGAUGGUCUGUUUGUACAGUAACAAAUCUUACUAAUGAAACUGCCUAGGACUGAUUUUUUGAUGGAUUAUUAUAAUAUUACCUAUCGCUUUAAAAAAGAUUGCAAUCAUUAAAAUUUUACUGUACAGAG